Molecule: messenger RNA, 1204 nt
Organism: Megalopta genalis
Lineage: Eukaryota; Metazoa; Arthropoda; Insecta; Hymenoptera; Halictidae
Product: phosducin-like protein 1
Biological process (GO): regulation of G protein-coupled receptor signaling pathway
Source: RefSeq, a predicted model, not a curated record
UAUGCAUCUUUCACAGCGUUUUGCUAAGUUAAUUGCGAGUAUUGACAUUUCGUAUAGUAGCUGUCGCGUGGUGGGUGUCGUAUUAUCAGUGAAACGUAAAUAGUAACGUUACGUGAAGUAUAAUUCUGUAAUUACAUGAACUAUACACUUUAAAUUAGUACAUACUGCUAAGAUUACGUGAAACAAAAUUUGUGACAAUGAAAUUUUGAAAUUGUUUUAUAGAUUUAUGUACGAUACCAUACGACUUUACAACAUAGUAAUGUUUUAGACAGUGUUAGUCCUGCUAACUCGUUGCAUAUAUUAGUUGUAUUGUUUGCAACAUGUCAACUCUGGAGGAUAAGAUUCUAGGAGAAAAGUUGCAAUACUAUUGCAGUAGUUCCAGCGAAGAUGAAGGAAAUGAUUCAGUAGAUUCUGAUAAAGAAUCAGACAACGACAAAUAUCAGGGAACAAUCACAGAGUCUUUAGAGCCAUCAUUUUCGGAAUGGGAUGGUACUUCUAGUAACACAGGACCAAAGGGUGUUAUAAAAGAUUGGCAACGCUAUAAACAAUUAGAAGCUGAAAAGAGAGAAGAACAAGAAAAAGAAAGACUACAGUUGAUCAAAAAAUUGAGCUUAAGUUGUCGUAGUUCCUUAGAUGAAGAGAAGGAGAAAAUUUUGCAAACUGAUCCUGAUCUUGCUGAGUUGCUGACAGAUGAGUUUCUCUUGGAAUAUCAGAGACAUAGAAUGAAGGAAAUGAUUGCUCAAGCAGAAAAGCUACGUUUUGGCAGAGUUAUUAAUCUAGAAACAGCAGGUCAUUUUUUUGAAGCAAUUGACAAUGAAAAUAAAUCUGUAACAGUUGUUGUGCAUGUUUAUGAAAAUAAUGUGCCUGGCUGUGAAGCUAUGAAUGGAUGUUUAAUAUCCGUUGCAGAAGACUAUCCUUUUGUAAAAUUUUGUAAAAUUCUAGGUUCUGUGGCUGGUCUCAGUAGACAUUUUCAAAGACAAGGAGUCCCAGCUUUGUUAGUUUACAAAGCAGGUCAAAUAAUAGGGAAUUUCAUACAUGUAACGGAUUACUUAGGAGUAGAUUUUUAUUCGUCGGACGUUGAAGCUUUUUUAAUAGAACAUGGCAUGCUGACUGACAAAAAUUGUGUACCUGCCAUUAUCUCGCGAAACGAGGAUACGCUGUCGGACAGUGAAUAAAAAAACAAUGGACAAACUUUUUUUAAUAA